AUAUCGUAGUGCUUAUGAAUAAGCGAGUUUAAUCUUAAGCCAAAAUGGAUUUCCAAAAUAGACCUGGCGGAAAAACCGGCGGUGGUGGCGUAGCGUCAUGGUCCGAAAGCAACAGGGACCGACGCGAAAGACUCCGGCAGCUUGCCUUGGAGACUAUCGAUUUAAAUAAAGAUCCCUAUUUUAUGAAAAAUCACUUGGGAUCAUAUGAGUGCAAACUUUGUCUGACACUGCACAACAAUGAGGGGAGUUACUUAGCCCAUACUCAAGGCAAAAAGCAUCAGGCAAAUUUAGCCCGGAGAGCGGCCAAAGAGGCUAAAGAAGCGCCUCAGCAGCUGGCGCCAGAGAAGCCCAGGAUUGAACCAAAGAAGUUUGUGAAGAUUGGGCGGCCUGGUUACAGGGUGACCAAGCAGAAGGAUCCAGAAAAUGGCCAGCAGAGCUUGUUGUUCCAAGUGGAUUACCCUGAGAUUGCUGAAGGUGUUCAGCCUAGACAUCGCUUCAUGUCAGCUUAUGAACAAAAAAUUGAACCUCCAGACCGCAGGUGGCAAUACUUGCUAUUUGCAGCAGAGCCCUAUGAGACCAUUGCUUUCAAGGUUCCUAGCCGAGAAGUGGAAAAGCAUGACUCCAAGUUCUGGACCCACUGGAACAAAGAUACCAAGCAAUUCUUUUUGCAGUUUGCAUUCAAGAUGGAAGCUUUACGUAUGCCACCACCUCCUCCUAAAAUGUGGGAGAAUCAUGGCAUGCGUCUACCCCCUCCACCAGGAGCACCAAUGAUGGGAGUGCCUCCACCUCCACCACUAUUACCAGUACCACCACCACCACCUUCCAUGUAAAAUGUGUAUGACUAUUAUUGUGGUUGCAAUAAAUAUUUUGAAGAAUAUAA
Cydia splendana is the source of this 880-nucleotide messenger RNA. It is a transcript of the gene Sf3a2, whose product is annotated as splicing factor 3A subunit 2. Gene Ontology annotation, biological process: spliceosomal complex assembly. Gene Ontology annotation, cellular component: U2-type prespliceosome; catalytic step 2 spliceosome; U2 snRNP. Gene Ontology annotation, molecular function: zinc ion binding; nucleic acid binding. The record is from RefSeq and is a predicted model, not a curated record. The coding region runs from base 45 to 830 and encodes 261 amino acids. The transcript is spliced from 3 exons. NCBI's taxonomy places the organism in Eukaryota, Metazoa, Arthropoda, Insecta, Lepidoptera, Tortricidae.